Molecule: messenger RNA, 2397 nt
Organism: Cyclocybe aegerita
Lineage: Eukaryota; Fungi; Basidiomycota; Agaricomycetes; Agaricales; Hemipholiotaceae
Source: the annotation of a GenBank genome assembly
AUGGCACUCUUCCAAUCGCUGCCGCACACAGCCCAUUUUCUUGGCGGCGGCUGCGGCCGAGACCGCCCUGAGACUCAAGUGGGCUUCGAUAUCCUCAACUGGUAUCAACCCCAACCACCAUGUCCUCCAGCAGCGAAGAGGAGACCACCAAGCGGCCAAGAGCAGGAAGAAAAUCUAAACGUGCAAGGGCUUGUGAUAACUGUCGAAAGAAAAGAGCUCGUUAUUGCACGUAUCUUCAAGAAUCGACGAGGCGUGCUCCUUCAAAGAAGUAUGUCGCGCUCGGAGAGGUUUUUCAUGAUGUUGAUCUGGAUUGGAAGGUAUAUCACCGGUCUUGAGAACAGGCUAGAGGAGUUGGAAAAGGCUCUACAUGAGUUGUGUCCGGACGAGAGUAUCUUCGAUGCUUGGGUUGACGCGUUGAGCAAGGAGCCUGAUCCACCGCCGCCGCCUACCAUGCAAUUCCCUCCUCUGAGUAUAUUUCGACCAGCGCCAGCUGUGAGCCUUGCCCAUGCCAUCCGCGCAUCCCAUGGUUACACCCGACCGAAACCACCCCUUUUCGAAGAAGAAGACGAUCGAACGGAAAGCAUCGCCACCAGCCUCGACACAAACCACUUCUUCGGCAAAUCCAGCUCAGAGAUGCUCGCGGGCAAGGCAUUGUCGAUGAAGAAACAGUAUGUUGGAGGGGAAAACAACUCAGAGCGGUUGAUAUUGCCUAAUAGGCGUGAGGAAUUUUGGUCACUACGACCGUGGGAACAGAAAGCUAUACUCCCCUCCCCGUGUCAAUACGCCUUUCCAGAACCCGAUCUCGCAAGAGAUCUCGUCGAGCUCUACUUCGAUAACAUCAACCUGGACCUUCCUCUACUCCAUCGACCGUCAUUCGAGAGGUCCAUUAGCGACGGGCUGCACUACACCGACGAGGGCUUUGCAGAAGUCUACCUCCUCGUUUGCGCGCUCGGUGCUCGUUUUUCGUCGGACCGGAGGGUGCUCUUCGACGGUGUCGAUAGCCUACAUUCAGCGGGGUGGAAGUGGUUCAACCAAGUCGAGUCGUGUAAGGACCCUAUCCUUGGAAUGCUUUCUCUAUACGACAUUCAGGCCUACUGCUUAACAAUCCUCUUUAUCCAAUUUGCGACUUUGCCGCAGGCCGUUUGGCUGCUCAUCGGUGUUGCCCUUCGCUUAAUCCAGGACGUCGGAAUCCAUAGAAAGAAGACCCCAGUGCCUAAUGCUGAGGAUGAAUUGUGGAAACGAGCGUUCUGGGUUCUUGUACACAUGGAUAGGCUGGCAUCAAUUGGCUUCGGCCGGCCGUUGAAUAUUCUAAACGAGGACAUCGAUGCUGAUCUACCCAUCGACUGCGAUGACGAAUAUUGGGAACAUCCGGAUCCGCGGAAGCGAUUUCAGCAGCCGCCGGACAAGCCCUCGUUAAUAACCGCCUUUCUCCAACAGCUGAAGUUGAUGAACAUAUUGUCUACGUGUAUACGUCUAAUCUAUCCACUCGACAAAAUUGCCACGCACCUGGGGUUAGACGAUGAAGAGUGGAAAGGCAACAUCGUGGCAGAAUUAGAUUCCAGUCUAAACAAAUGGCUGAGGGCGUUGCCUGAGCAUUUACGCUGGGACCCCAAAAACACGCACAAUAGUUUUUUCCGUCAGUCGGCAAGGUUAUACAUCACGUAUUACCACAUCCAGAUCUUGGUCCACCGGCCUUCUAUCACCUCGUCAUCCCCAUCCCACGCGAUAUGCAACACAGCCGCGCGUGCUAGCAUACGCAUUGCGGAGGCCCAACUUCAACGCGGCAUUCUACCGCAGUCCCUCUUCCAGUUCGCGGUCUUGACCUCCGCUAUCGUGCUCUUAACUGGUGUAUGGGCCAGGAAAAGGACAUCUGAGUCAGACCGGUCGUCGGUGGAGCGGAAUCCGGACAUGGAGCUCGUGCGCUCGGGUAUGAGAGUCCUCUCAGCCGCUGAAGAGACCUGGCCACAGGCCGGGAAAUUCAGGGACAUGCUCUCUGCUCUCUCCUCGAUGAGCGAGCAGCCUGAUAGUGGACAUCCAUACGCUGCCUCGAUUGAGCACGAGCGAUUCGGAAGGAGGAAUAUCAGGAAACCGACUGCACCGGCAGUAUGGCUUGACAAGGACGCUCAUCUGUCUCUCGUGCGCGACGUCCUUUACAAGAUGCUCUGGAACGAGGAGCCCGUCUCUAACGAUAGGCCGCAAUCUGAUCGUCCUACGGCCGAGCACCACUACUCGACCUUCCAGCUCUCGUCGUUCGAUCCGUCGUCUUUUCUCGGUGCACCUCAAGGACGGAAUACUGGAGGUCAACAAUACACUGGCCUGCCCGGACAGGGUACGCAGAAUCACGGUGAGAUGGUGAAUACGUGGGCCCACACGCACAUAGGUGCCAAUUUGGGGUGA